AUGCGCAGCUCCACGUGGAGAGAAUUGGAAGCGGCCAAGCGACGUCUGUAUAGUACUGUGGGUCAGGUCAAAGGUCACAAUGUCAAAUUGUUAAUGGACAACAAGAGCGUGUGUGCUAUUGUGAAGGUCGGUAGCGGUUCUAAUUACGCAAGAAAUAUUGCACAGAAGAGAAUUGACAGCUUCUUCAGCGUAGGUCCAAAAACUGGGCUGUCUGAAAAAGGCACCGAUGCAACCGAGCCUAGUACAUCGCCCGGUACGUCUGGUGUGAAGGAGGGUCCUGAACCUAUGACUUUAGAUAAAGAUGAGCUCGUGGGGAUUGCGUACAGUCCCGAUGACUUGUAUCCUGAUCCAGCAAGGUUAACAAAGGCUUCAGAUGACUCGAUAAAUGUGAAAGUGCUGCAAAACAACAAAGAAUGGGCCAAAACUUUUAAGUUUCCGUCAAGUAUUGAGUAUGGAACGAAGCGUCAGUUCUCGGUAGAUUGGCUAGAGAAGUAUGACUGGCUUCGAUAUUCAGUUUCCGAGAAUUCAGUGUAUUGUGCUCCCUGUAUUUUGUUUGGUGCUUCAUCUCCAAAGGAGAAAACAUUCAUCAAUACCCCAGUAUCAAAAUGGUCUAACCUUGGAAAGUACAUCAAGAGACAUACCGAGCCUGGUUCGAGUCAUCAUAGCUGCUGCGCUAGUGCUAGUGGUUUUAUGAAAAUCAUCGAAGGGAAACAAGCAAGCAUUACAGCACAACUGUCGAGAAACAAAGUCGAAACUGUUGCUAAAAAUAGACAGGUGCUUAGAUCUGUUAUAGAGGUCAUCAUUCUGUGCGGUCGACAAAAUAUUCCACUUAGAGGUCAUGAUGACAACAAUAGUAACUUUACUGUCCUGUUGAAAGACAAGGCCAACAGGGAUGAAAUCCUGAAAACACACCUGUCCUCUAAAUCUAAGGUUACUUACACUUCGCCUAUGAUCCAAAAUGAAUUAAUCACUUUGUUGGGAAAUAACAUAAAAGGCAAGAUAGUUCAGCAGUGCAACGAUGCUAUUUGUUAUUCAUUUCUUGCAGAUGAAGCUACUGACGCGAGCACUAUGGAACAAAUUGCUAUGUGUGUAAGAUAUUAUUCUGAAACUGAACAGGACGUGCGUGAAGACUUUGUGGGCUUUGUGCAAGCAGAAUCUACAACAGGAGAGGCUCUUUUUAACAAGUUUAUUGAGGGGCAGCGGGACGCAGGAUUAGACAUCUCCAAGAUGAGGGGACAAGGGUAUGAUGGGGCCAGUAAUAUGUCUGGUUGUCAUCGAGGUGUGCAAGCUCGGGUCCAGCAAGUAGUUCCCCAAGCAAUGUAUGUGCACUGCAAAGCCCAUAGCCUUAAUUUGUCAAUUGUGCAUGCCUGUAUAGAGGCACUCGUCAGAAACUUGUUGGACACAGUACAACAAAUCGGAUUUGCUUUCAAGUACUCUGCCAAACGUCUUUUAGCUUUCAAAGAGGAGCUUGGCAACGAUCCCGUGGCACAGGAAGAGAUGCAGAAGAGAACACGUCUUCAAAGUCUGUGUGAGACGCGAUGGGCUAGUCGGGCUGACGCACUUUACACUUUCAAAGCUGCAUACACAUCAAUUGUAAGUGCACUGGAGGUGCUAGAACGAGAGGGAGACUCAAAAGCACGGAGCUACAGAUGCAGUAUCCUUGGGUUCGACUUCAUCAUCUCUCUAGUUGUGGUUGAAUUCGUCCUCCAGGGUGUUAUGCCUCUAAACAAGCUGCUACAGAAGCAGAAUAUCGACUUGAUCGAAGCAGCCAAGGAGAGUCGAGUUCUUAUAGCCACAUUUCGUGCAGAGAGAGCCGAUGAUGCUGUGUGGGAUGGGCUUUACGACAAAGCAGUUGCCAUGGCAGAAGACCAAGGAGUCGAGCCUUCAAAGCCUAGAACAGCUCGACGCCAACAGCACCGUGGCAACGUGCCUGCCGACUCUGUUUCGGAAUACUGGAAAAGAGCAUUGUUCUAUCCAUUUCUUGAUCAUCUAGUUGUGGAACUAGAAGACCGUCUUGUAUCCAGCAAUGAGAGGUUUAAGGCUCAAUAUCUCAUCCCAAGCCUUCUUCCUGAGCUCAGCCGAGAUCACGAGGAUUCCAUCUUCCAGGAGUAUGAGAGUGACCUCAGUGGGGAUCGGGAAGCCUUCCGAAAUGAGGUUUCUCGAUGGAAAGUAAGAUGGGAGCUGGAGGGGACAAAACCCUCAAAUCUUACUGACACAUUGAAGGCUACGAACAAGACUCUGUAUCCAGACAUCUUCACCUGUCUAGUUGUACUAAUUACGAUGCCAGUGUCUACCGCUACCGCCGAGAGGCAGUUUAGUAUCAUGAGACGCCUGAAAAACUACAUGAGAUCAACGAUGCUCACAGAACGGAUGUCUGGACUAGCCCUGUUGCACGCCUACAGACACAUGGAAAUAGAUAUUGAUAUUAUCAUUAACGAGUUUGCGGCCAGCAAAGGCCGCAAGUUAGACUUGCUGUGA
This is a messenger RNA of Ylistrum balloti, 2478 nucleotides long. Its product is annotated as 52 kDa repressor of the inhibitor of the protein kinase-like. Gene Ontology annotation, molecular function: protein dimerization activity. The coding region runs from base 1 to 2478 and encodes 825 amino acids. The record is from RefSeq and is a predicted model, not a curated record. The transcript is spliced from 4 exons. NCBI's taxonomy places the organism in Eukaryota, Metazoa, Mollusca, Bivalvia, Pectinida, Pectinidae.